Messenger RNA from Engraulis encrasicolus (European anchovy), 849 nucleotides. RefSeq names its product interferon-induced protein 44-like. The coding region runs from base 1 to 849 and encodes 282 amino acids. The record is from RefSeq and is a predicted model, not a curated record. NCBI's taxonomy places the organism in Eukaryota, Metazoa, Chordata, Actinopteri, Clupeiformes, Engraulidae. Gene Ontology annotation, biological process: immune response. The transcript is spliced from 6 exons.
AUGCGUCUCGGAAAAAAGGAAACGAUUGUAAAAGAGAUCACACAUUUUAAAAUAGCCAACCCAAAGGUUGAUCAGUUGCACAUUCUUGUGCAUGGCCCAAUUGGAACGGGAAAGUCCAGUUUCAUCAGCUCCAUUGCAAGUAUUUUUAAGGGUCACAUGGUUCAAGCAGCCAUGGUUGAUGCCGCUGGAGCUGGCCACAGCUUCACUAAGGAGUUCAAAAUAACAAAACUGAGAAAUAAAGACGGGAAGUUCCUGCCUUUUGUCAUCAGUGACAUCAUGGGGCUGGAGGAUUCAGAGGCGCAUGGGGCUCAUACUGAAGACCUUGUGACGGCUCUAGAGGGUCACCUCGAGGAUGGCUACCUUUUCAACCCUGUAGGCUCUCUGAAAGAAGGAAACCAGUUCUACAAAAAAACACCAACCAUGAGUGACAAAGUCCACUGCCUGGUCAGUGUCCUACCUGGAGACAAAAUUGGCAUGAUGCAAACUGAAGAGGUCGAAUCUGUCAUCAAAAAACUCCGGCAAAUCAGAGAGAGAGCCAGUAAGCUGCGAAUCCCUCAAGUUGUUGUCAUGACAAUGGUGGAUAAUGUCUGUCCUGAAGUCCAGAGAGACCUGAAGAUGAUCUACAGGAGCAAGAAGAUCAAAGAAAAGAUGCAGGAGUGCACCAACAGGCUGGGUGUCCCUAUGACCUCUGUUUUCCCAGUGAAGAACUACCAUGAGGAGAUUGCGUUGCAUAACGACGUGGACAUUCUGCUUCUCUCUGCCCUCAAAAACAUCCUCCUCAUUGCCAACGACCAUGUGCAAGAAAAAGUGGCGCAAGAAAAAGUGGCGCAAGAAAAAGUGGUUGACUGA